CCCACUCCCACUCCCACUCCCACUCCUCACUCUCUCUCACUGGAGUGGGGAAGAAGUGGGGAACACGAGCUGAGACAAGAGGGGGGAGGAGAGGGAGAUCGGAGCAAGUAAGACAGGGCUCACCGAUCUCGGGCCGGGAUGGGGUGCACGGCGUCCAAGGUGGAGCAGGAGGACACGGUGCGGCGAUGCAAGGAGCGCCGCCGCCACAUGAAGGACGCGGUGGCGGCGCGCCAGCUGCUGGCCUCCGCGCACGCCGACUACCUCCGCUCCCUCCGGGUCACCGCCGCCGCGCUCUCGCGCUUCGCCCAGGGCCACCCCUCGCUCGCCGUCUCCCACCACACCGCCCCCGUCCUCCUCUCCGCCGCCGCGCCGCCCCCGGCCCCCGGCGCCGCCCACGCGCUCCCCACGCCGGCGCCGUCCACCGCCGCGUCGUCCUCGCUCCCGCCCCCGACGCCGCUCGCCCAGCACCCGCACCCGCCGCCGCCGCCGCCGCAGCAGCAGCCGCAGCCAGCGGCGGCGAUGGCGGCGCCGCAGCCUGCGCCGGUGAGGGCUCCACGCCCGCGGCGGCAGGUGCCGCACAUCCUGUCGGACUCAAGCGUGGCCAGCCCUGCGCAGUCGUCCUUCCGCAAGCAGCCGCCGGUGGGGACGCCCUCCUCCUCCUCCGCGUGGGAGUGGGAGAACUUCUACUCGCCGUCGCCGCGGACUCCGAGUUCUUCGACGCGCAAGGCCGAGCUCGAGGAGGCUAACCGCCUCCGCGAGUUCGAGGAGGAGGAGAAGGCCCGGACCUACCUCCACCACCACCACCCCUACAACCUCAAGGAAGAAGACGAGGUCGACGACGACGACGAUGGCGAGGUGGACCACGAACCAGAGGGGAUGCACUGCGGCGGAUGGGAGGACGACGACGAGCAUUACGCGUCCACGACCACGUCGGAGACCAGAUCGGAGGAGGGAGAGAUGGGGAAUAGAUCGGAAUGCGGGUUCGCCGCCAGAUCGGAGUGCGGGUACGUGGCCAGAUCGGAGUACGGCGGGACGGCACCCUCGGAGUACGCCGCCGUACCAUUGUCUCUGAGGAGGGAUGAGAGGUCGGAGGCUGGCGACUCCUCCUCCACGGUCACGGCGGCGACCGAGAUGCGGAUGGUGGUGCGACAUCGCACUCUCGCCGAAAUCGUGGCGGCCAUUGAGGAAUACUUCGUCAGGGCGGCGGACGCCGGCAACGAUGUGUCCGAGCUCCUUGAGGCCAGCCGCGCACAGCUCGACCGCAACUUCAGGCAGCUCAAAAAGACGGUGUACCACUCCAACAGUGUGCUAUCCGCAUUGUCAUCAACAUGGACGUCAAAGCCACCAUUGGCUGUACGAUACAAGUUGGACACCAAUGCGCUGGAGAUGGAGUCGACGGAAGGGAAGAGCCAUGGAUCCACUCUGGAACGUCUUUUGGCUUGGGAGAAGAAGCUCUACGAGGAGGUCAAGGCAAGGGAGAGUGUGAAGAUUGAGCAUGAGAAAAAGCUAUCUACUCUACAGAGCCUGGAAUAUAGAGGGAGGGAUAGUUCAAAGCUGGACAAGACCAAGGCCUCUAUAAACAAGCUGCAAUCUCUGAUCGUAGUUACAUCACAGGCUGCCACCACUACAUCCUCUGCAAUUGUUAGAGUCCGUGACAAUGAGCUUGCACCACAGCUUGUUCAGCUUUGUUUUGCGCUAUUGGGUAUGUGGCGGUCAAUGAAUCAUUUCCAUGAGAUUCAGAAUGAGAUUGUUCAGCAAGUCUGCGGUCUGGUGGACAACUCCAUGGCUGAGUCAACAUCUGACCUUCACAGGCUUGCAACUCGUGAUCUUGAGGCUGCUGUUGCGGCAUGGCACUCAAACUUCAACCGCCUUAUCAAGUAUCAACGUGACUACAUCCGUGCUUUAUACGGCUGGCUGAAGCUCACACUCUGCCAAGUGGAUAACAGCGCCCCACAAGAGGCCCAUGCCUCGAUGAUCUCGCGUGAACUCACCAGCUUCUGUGACGAGUGGAAGCAAGCGCUAGACCGGCUUCCGGAUGCUGUGGCUUCAGAGGCUAUCAAGAGCUUCGUGAAUGUUGUCCAUGUCAUCUACACUAAGCAGGCAGAGGAGAUGAAGAUCAAGAAGCGGGCAGAGACGUAUUCAAAGGAGCUAGAAAAGAAAACCAACUCGCUCAGGUCCAUCGAGAAGAAGUACUACCAAUCCUACUCGAUGGUUGGCCUCGGCCUUCCUGGCAGCGGGCGCGAUGGCAUUGAGACCCACGCGUAUGAUGCCCGUGAUCCUCUUGCGGAGAAGAAAACUGAGAUCGCCCAAUGCCGUCGGAAGGUGGAGGAUGAGAUGACAAGGCACGCUAAGGCCGUCGAGGUCACCCGAUCAAUGACGCUGAACAACAUACAGACAGGCCUGCCAGGAAUAUUCCAAGCCAUAGCUGGUUUCUCAGCGACAGUGGUCGAAGCCCUGGAUGUUGUGUGCCGCCGAGCUGGAUCGGUGCGGUAGAAGCCCACGCCACCAUCAGAAAUUCAGAAUUACCAAGAGACCAUUUGCGCGCCUCUCUUUUCUUGGUGAUUCAGUAGUUUCAUUUUAUAGGGAAAGUGCAAUAUAUAUAUAUAGCUCAAAUUAGUGAUGAGAUAUAGUUGAAGGCUCCCUGGAUGUUUUGCCGCCUCAGGAUCGUUUUCGGUUGUAGAUAAUGUGAUUUUGCCCAGGAUUUGUUGGGUUGGGUCUCGUCUCGCCCCUUUUCCGCGAAGUGCGAGGGGAUAUAUAAUGUACAGACAUUGUGGUCACCUUGCACUCUAAUGUUGAAUCAAGCCUGUGCUUCUAGCCUUCUAUCUAACAAGCGCGCUAGUUUCCUCA
Setaria italica (foxtail millet) is the source of this 2847-nucleotide messenger RNA. Its product is annotated as nitrate regulatory gene2 protein-like. Lineage: Eukaryota; Viridiplantae; Streptophyta; Magnoliopsida; Poales; Poaceae. The record is from RefSeq and is a predicted model, not a curated record.